AUGCGCGGGCGGCAGCGGGAGCAGCCCCGGGUGCAGCCCCGGGAGCAGCAGCGGCAGCGGGGCCCGGCGCUGUCUGCCGCCGUCGGGGCGCUGUGCCGGGCCCUGCCGCCCCACGCCCGGCCCGCCCCCGACACCCUGCGCCGCGCCAGGUUCGACCGGCCGCAGGCGAGCCUAGACUUCUGGAAGCUGCUCUAUGUGCUUCUGAAGCAGAUCCACGGGGGCAGCUGGACAGAGUCUGAUGCCAUAGGUGCCCAGGUGAGGUUUGUGCAGUGGGCCCUGUGGUACCACGGCUACAGGCGGCCCCAGCUCCGGCGGCUGCCGGCCGACGGCUCCGCGGGCAGCCGGGAGCUGCUGCUGGCCUUCUCCUGGCUGCUGCACUGCCCCGGCCUCCUGCAGCGGCUGCUGGCCCUCAACAGAGUGCAGACUGGGGACCACACCUCUGUGUGCACGUGUGAAGAUGAUGUGCCCGAGAGGCAGGAAGGCCCAGGUGAAGCAGGCCCUGAAGGCAGAGUGGAUGUUCGAUACCUGCAGUGGUUGCACGGGAGGCUGAGGUUGCAGUGGUGCAGUUUGCACGCUCAGCACCAGGAGCAAUGCAGACUUUUGCACAAGAUCCAUUCAUUCACCAGUGGCUCCCACAUGGACCAGAACCUCGGACAUUUCUCUGUCACAGAAGCAGAUCUCAUUAGACAUCCAGAGAACUACAAGCAGCUGUUGCAGCUCCUGGAGUCUGAGACCACGCAGCUGGAAGCCUUUCUGGAAUGGAAGCAACUGGAACCAGUUUACUGGCAGUGGAUGGAAACUGUGUUGGAUGAUAUGGCUGAGGAGGGAAAUAUGUGUGAGUCCCAGGAUGCUGAUGUGGAGAAAAGAAGGCUGCCAGAGGUGACCUCCUGCUGCCCCUGGGCUGCCAGGCUGGCUGGGCAAAUGGACAGGUUAUCCAGGGACCUGCUGGCUCUGCAGGAGCAGCUGCAUCAGCUCGUGGCUCAGAGAAAGGCUGCCUGGUGGGAGAAGGUGGCAGCAAGAGAAGAGCUGCAGAAGGAGAGGUUCUCUGCCACUGCUAGAAAAGCACAGGAAAGCACUGAACUGAAACUGAGAGGUCUCCCAUCCCUCUGUGCUCCUCAGAAAACCAGAAUGCAUGGUUUGUGCAGGCUGGUGCUGAGGAGCAAACAGCCUGCCAGCAAAGUGGCCUCUGGUCAGUGUGUGUCCCAGGAGGCUGCUGCAGCUCUCAGGGCUGCAGAGGUGAUCAGAGAGCUGCAGCUGAGGGAGGCCAGCCUGCAGAGAGAGCUGCAGCAGCUGCAGCAGCAGUGCAGGACCAGGCUGGAUGGCAUUGCAGAGGGCUUGGAGGGAGUGAUUUGUAUCUCCCCCUGAAGAGAGGAACCUGGGCUGGGAGAGGCAAAGGAAUAGAGUGGCUUGGUCACAUUGUGCAGCCUGGCACGGGGGAGUGUGAGCUGAGGGACCAAAUGGAAUUUUUAAUUCUGCAGCCUGGGAAUCAUAACUUGUUACUGCUUUGUGACUUGUGCUGGGGCCACAACCCCAGUGCUCUCUCUGCAGCCCCUUUAUUGCUAACCCUGCCAAUUAAAUCCUGCAUUAGGCCUUGGUGGGAGUGUGCAUAAAUCUCCCUUUUAUCUUCUGGAUUUCUGGUUCUUCUGCCAAGCCCUGGGCUCUUUACAGUGCUCAGCUGCGAGGCACGGUGUACACUGAGGCUGUGCAUUGAAGUACUAAUUGCAUUCAAUAUUUCCCAGCAAUUGGAAGAGUUCAUUAGUCAGAAAAAUCCAAGUAUUGGAGAACAUGAAAAAUACCAAGGCUUAGAGAUUGGAAAUAUUCAAGAGUGUGUUGUUUUAAUUCAGCUGCCUGGAGUAUUUGUGGCAGCUGUAAUGUAGUCACAAUAAAGAAAAACAAAUGCCUAAUAAUAAAUAAAGCACUGCACUGAUUUCAUUUACUGGUGUGAUGCACUUGAAGUAAUUGGGUUCUCAAAGAGAACAAACUAGAAACCAUUCCAUCAGCUCCUGAGUCACAGUGAGAUGGAUAACUUCUGGGCCUGCUAUAGGAAGUUUCUGUGGUACAGAAAUACAACCCUAACUUCCAAGCUUGAGGAGUCUCCAGGUUCUGUCUCUGAAGGCUUCUUCCCUUGGAACAGUGAAAUGCUUUUCCUUUGGCCUUAAUUUCCUACCCUUUUUGCUUUGCUUUCACCAAGGAAUAUUUUUAUGUUCUAGUUGUACACUCUGAGGAAUAAAUAAUAUUUCAAGAAACCCGUCUGCUGUUCAUUUGUGAAUUGCUGUGGGCAGUGGGAUUUGGUUUGUCUGGGGAAGCAGCCCGUGGGAGCAGGGUGUUUGUGUGUGCUGUGCAAGGCUGUCAGUCACAGCCAGGGUUCCUGCUGGCACUGGGAGUGACACAGUCCUGGAGCAGGAACUCCCUGUGGGACUGGCAAGGUCCAUGUCUGGGGCAGGUGGCCCCAGGCUGCUGCUCCUGGAAGAAUCUCCAUGGCUUUGAAAAGCCAAUGCACACCACUCUGCUUUCCAAAGCAUCUCUGUAGGUGCAGGGCACCUGUUCCAGGCUGGUACAACUCUGGGCAGGUGUUGGCUCCAGGACUGCUGACAUUUAAUGCAUGAGAGGGCUCAUUCAGACAGAUUUCACAGAAAAUUAUUAAUGAAUGGGAGUGAAGCAGUAUAUCCCAGAACUAACAAGAGUGCCAGCACCAGUCUCUCUCUCUUUGACUAUUUUAUAUCCUCCUUUAGCUUUUAUACAAGGAAAUUUUCACACUGCAUCCCAUUUAGGCUUAAAACGUUGCCCUCAAAAGAUCUUUCCUUCUCCUGGGAUACUCAGCAGAGAAGAGUGGGCAAAUAUUCUUGAGCGUGGCAAGAGCCCUCAGAUUCAAGUGCAGCUCCAGCUCAUGGCCUGCUGUGGCUUCUCAGGGCUGGCUCAGUGCUGAAUACCAGGAUCUAUUACCCUGCUGUGCCCUGACAGGAGUCCCUUGGGGGUGGCAUUUCCUGGGGUCAGCCUUUUGUCACCACACACUGAGUGCCCUGUGCCUCUGUCCAGCCAAGGGCCCCUUCAGCAGGGACUGCAGCCGGCAGCACC
Molecule: messenger RNA, 3075 nt
Organism: Zonotrichia leucophrys gambelii
Lineage: Eukaryota; Metazoa; Chordata; Aves; Passeriformes; Passerellidae
Gene: TEDC1
Product: tubulin epsilon and delta complex 1
Exons: 8
Coding region: 1-1365 (454 amino acids)
Source: RefSeq, a predicted model, not a curated record